CGUCUUCGCUGCCCUCUACCCCUUCCCCCUAUCCUCUCUGCAUCUUUCUCAUCGUCUUCCAAAGCGACGCCUUGCCAUCGUCCUCUCCUUUUCUCUCGAUAGAAUUUGCUUCCACUAACAUUUGCGGCAUAAAACUUCGCUCUGAGGGCAGAAGAGAGAUAUAGAGGCGCCGAGGCCUGUGCUUCCGGCGAGGGACGCCAUCGAUCGAUGCGCUGCGCUAAUCCUGAGAAGGCUAUAUGCGAUAUUGACUACUAACUGCUCGUUGAUUCCACUCGUCAUUGGAAAUGAUGAGGUUUGCUCCAAUCUCUGCUUUUCACCACCUCUAUCUCUUCCGCUCUCUAUUUGCGUCGGAGAUCCUGAAGGAGGAAGGCGAUGCAGGUGAAGAGCGCUUCUCCGGCUGGAGAUUGUGCCUUUUCUGCCGGCGGGUAUCUGCCCGACGAUUGCUUCUUUCGGCUUCCGGAACGGAGAGACUAUACCAGAGAGUAAGCCCAGAUAUCCUUCCUCUCAGCCAUGGAAGGAAACCCAUCCUCAAUAGAGCAUGGAAAGAUGAGACUGCGGACCAUAGCAGCCGAAACGCAACUCAUUUCCCCUGCGAAGGUAAACCCGUAAGAGCGAGAUCGGUGUUGGGAACUGCUGAUCCAUCCCCAACUCGAGAACACCAACUGCCUCGCAUCUCAUUCCCCUCGGAUUCCCCUUCCGCACUGGCCGCCUCCGACAUCCAACCUCUACUCUCUGCCCCUGUCUCCUUCACCGCCUUCCCGGCGCCGUCGAAGUCUCAGAGCCGCCACCAUGAGAUCAUCAACGGGGUGGACGGCGGCGGCGACGUCAUCCUGCAGUGGGGUCACAACAAGAGAACCCGAGCGCCGAGGGCGGAGUGCCGGGCGUCGGGCGACGCCGCCUCCGCCCACUCGCGGCAGAUCCUCAAGAUCCCGCGCAGAUCGACGGCGGGGAUGGCUCCUCCGCCUUCUGGCGGUUCGUACGCCAGGGGAGCCAAUCUGAGGACGUCUGUAGUGGUCCGUGACGCUGCUGCCCCUCUCGUCAGCAGGGGCGUGGAAGAGCGAUCAGGCGGCCCAACUCGAUCCGAGAAGCGAUCGCCCUCGUCCCUGCCGGAAAAGGCCCAGAAGAACCCCACCAACGGCGCAGCGGACGGCCACAUGAACCCCCCGGAGUCGAAGCUGGCAUCGGACCAGGAUACGGGCGGCAGCGGCAGCGCCCCUCCGCUGGUCGCGAUCGGGGAGAGGCUGAACCUGGAUCAGUUCGAGUGGCCCAAGAUUUGCAUAUCCCUCUCCCGCAAGGAGAAGGAGGACGACUUCUUGGCCAUGAAGGGCACCAAGCUUCCCCAGAGACCCAAAAAGAGGGCUAAGAACAUCGAUAAGAAUCUCCAGUAUUGUUUUCCUGGAAUGUGGCUUUCGGAUCUGACGAGAGGACGGUAUGAAGUGAGGGAGAAGAAGUGCGUAAGGAAGCUCUGUCAUAUGCUUUUCUUCCCCUGGAACCUUUUCCUCGAUGCCCCUCCUUCGUCAUGUCUCCAUUCGACAUGAUGGUUGUCGAAUUCAUUAUGACCGAGAAGGUCGAUCAUACAAUGUGCAUGUACGAAUUGAAUUCCAUGCCUUGGCCCCCGGGGGUGGGGGCUUAAAUUAAUUUGGUCGCCUUCUCCCUUUCACGUGGGCCCCUGAUGUUGACUAUGGUCCCAAUUUCUCGUUCCCUCGUCCUUAAUUCUUUAUCUGCCCCUUUUUCCAAUUGGGGCCGUGCGUUUUACUCUCUGCGAUACAUGUUA
Molecule: messenger RNA, 1774 nt
Organism: Musa acuminata AAA Group (dessert banana)
Lineage: Eukaryota; Viridiplantae; Streptophyta; Magnoliopsida; Zingiberales; Musaceae
Exons: 6
Coding region: 285-1538 (417 amino acids)
Source: RefSeq, a predicted model, not a curated record